This is a messenger RNA of Bacidia gigantensis, 609 nucleotides long. RefSeq lists its product as uncharacterized. Gene Ontology annotation, biological process: regulation of translational fidelity; glutaminyl-tRNAGln biosynthesis via transamidation. The coding region runs from base 1 to 609 and encodes 202 amino acids. The transcript has a single exon. Lineage: Eukaryota; Fungi; Ascomycota; Lecanoromycetes; Lecanorales; Ramalinaceae. Gene Ontology annotation, molecular function: glutaminyl-tRNA synthase (glutamine-hydrolyzing) activity. The record is from RefSeq and is a predicted model, not a curated record.
AUGAAUCCAUUCCGUACUUUUCAAUCUCUCCGGCCCUCCGUGCGCCGCUCGAAAGCCCUUCUCGCACCCGCGACCCAUCUCCGAGCCCUCUCAACCCUCAACACACCCGAAGAGAUCGCAGAAUACCUCUCCAAACCCUCCUGGUCCGUCAAAGAAACGCUCUUCCCCUCCUCUCCACAAACGACUUCCACAUCCUCCACUACCACUCCAUCACCAGAGGAAGAAAUUACCCCCGCCAAGCUCCACCACCUCCUGAACCUCUCCGCGCUUCCCCUUCCCAAGACGCCCGAAGAAGAAGCCCGCCUCCUCGACGAUCUGGGCAGACAGCUAUCCUUCGUGCGGCAUGUGCAGACUGUGGACACGACUGGCGUGGAACCAAUGGUUGCGGUGAGAGAUGAGACCGAGGAGGGAAGGAGGGAGAGGACGGUGGGUUUGGAGGAUCCUGAGAUUCAGAGGGCGUUUAAGAUGGAGAAGAAGGUGGGGAGGCGCGGACGAGUGAAGACAGUGAAAGAGGAUGUGAAUGAUGAACCAAAGAGGGAUUGGGAUCCGUUGGAGAGGGCAAAUAGGGUUGUAGGAAAGUACAUCGCUGUUGAUACUGCGAGGGAUUGA